AUGGACCAAUCCCGCGUUGGGCUGUGUCUCUCCCUCUCCACUGUGCCUGUAUUGUGUGUCUGCGUUGACGCUGCUCUCGGCGAGAAGGACGUCCUGCAGACAGAUCGACAGGGUGCCACAGCAACGCCAACCAGCCAACCAGCCUCUGUCUCACCUUGCAUGUGUGUGAGUGUUGGCAUUCAAGGCGUUGGACACAGCCUCGCCCCCUCCCCUUCGGCGUUGGGGUGUCCGACGGCUGCGCAACACGGCGACUGCGUUGCCGAGACGAACCCGAUCGACUGGCCCCGGCUGCGCAGUUGCCUCUCCUCUUCAGCUACUUGCUCAAAACGCUCUCUCGACUGA
Molecule: messenger RNA, 342 nt
Organism: Protopolystoma xenopodis
Lineage: Eukaryota; Metazoa; Platyhelminthes; Monogenea; Polystomatidea; Polystomatidae
Source: the annotation of a GenBank genome assembly